Messenger RNA from Pomacea canaliculata, 10514 nucleotides. RefSeq names its product caskin-2-like. The record is from RefSeq and is a predicted model, not a curated record. Gene Ontology annotation, molecular function: protein binding. NCBI's taxonomy places the organism in Eukaryota, Metazoa, Mollusca, Gastropoda, Architaenioglossa, Ampullariidae.
GUGGUGGGGUGGUGAGGGGUAGAAGGAGGAAACACGCAACGCGCAGGGCGGAGGAGGAGGAGAGAGUGAGUGGUUAGUCGCCUCAGCGCGCGGACUGACGCCGGCGUCUUCCCAUUGGACAGCAGUCGCGCAUGCGCAUGGCGGCCUGGCGAGGAGGGGUAGCGCAAUGAAGCAAGUUAUCCAGGUGAGCGAGAAAGCGCUGAAUGUAAACACAAGCAUGACAUAGGCGGUCGGCUUUCGUGACUUCUGGCAAGCUUGGAUACUACCUUGGAUUUGUACAGCGAUAUUUCUUCUGUCGACCUGCCCCCCUCGCGGACUGUGUGAGCGCGGAGAGUACCUAGCGAGGGGGCCGAUAACUGUGACUAAGUUCAAACUUGGACGACGACCCCGACCUGUCGUCUGCGUCAGCGAGGGCUGAAAAAAAAAAAAAGAGGGGGUCUGCCCUUUCUCUCUCACCACAGGAUAUGUCCGACACUAGCUGACCCAACUAACCCGCGAAAUGGGUAAGGAUCACGACUUGCUGCAGGCUGUGAAGGACAACGAUGGGAGUGCCAUUCAUAAAAUUCUUCAGAAACUCGGAAAAGCUUCGAAAUCAAAAAUAAUUGGAAACAACAAGAAGCUGAACAUCAACUUUCAAGAUGGAGAUGGGAUGUCAGCUCUCCACCAGUCGGCUCUCAUGGGCAGCACUGAGGUCAUCAAACUGCUGCUGGAGGCGGGAGCGUCGCCGGACCUGCAGGACAAUAAAGGGAUGGUGCCCCUGCAUUACGCCACGUGGCAGGGUGUGGCGGAGCCGGUACAAGCGCUGCUUCACAAGAACUCCCCCGUCAACGUACAAGCCCUCAACGGAGAGACCCCACUGCACCUGGCCUGUCAGCACGGUCACAUCCACGUGGUGAAGCUGCUGUUGGCGCAUCACGCGGACCCCACCAUCUGCAGCAAGGACCUCAAGACCCCGCUAGACCUGUCCUGUGAAUUUGGCAGAUACCGGGUUGUGGAGCAAUUGCUGAGGAGCAACCUGUGCGGGAAGCUUCUGGAAGACAGCCCCACAGACACGUUGGACAACAACAGGACCACAUGCCUUCACCUGGCCGCUCGUAACGGCCAUAGUGACAUCAUCAGGCUGUUGAUACAGAGCGGCAUGAACAUCAACCGCAGCACCCUCAAUGGCACGUGUCUACACGAGGCGGCGCUGUACGGCAAGACGGACGUGGUCAAGCUGCUGCUGGACUGCGGCAUCGAUGUGAACAAGCCCGACUCCUACGACCAGACGGCGCUGGAUAUCGUCAACAAGUUCACCACCACCCGCGCAGCCAGGGAACUCAAGCAGCUUUUGAAAGAGGCCAGCUUCGCCGUGCAGGCGCGUGCUGUCAAGGACUACUUUAAUCUGUACGAGCCACAGAGCCUGGCCUUCAAGGAGGGCGACAUCAUCACUGUACUGGAACAGCGCCCAGACGGUUUGUGGAAGGGGUAUGUGGCACAGGAGGGACGAAUGGCCAAGACAGGUGUCUUCCCAUCUUCGCACGUGGUGCUCGUGGAUGGUCAAGCCUUAAAGCAGCACAACAAGGUGCCACCCGUGCCGGACCUCCUCAGCCGCGGGCCGUACACCAACGGCCACAUCAGCCACAACGGCUACGCCUACAGCGACACCACGUCGUGCAGCAGCUCCAGCACGGACGACAGCUACCCUCCCCCACCGCACGUCACCAGCGCUCUGGGGCCGCCACCCACUGCGUACACGUCGUACGGCGCACCGCCACCCAGUCCUGGCUACACCCACCCAGGGGUGGUGCCAGGCUCGCCAGUACCGGGACACUACUAUGGCGGCGUACCCGGUGUUGGUAACACCACGCACGGAGGGCCACCUCCCUCCACACCUGCUUUUUCUUCUCAGCCGCCGCCUCCCAGCCCAGGGUACACGUCACACGGAGUACCCGUCCCUCCGUCCUCCAGCUCUGGAUACAUACCCGCCUCGCCGUGCAGUCCCCACAGAGCAACGGUCGUGCCUCUUCAUCUACUUACACCAGGUCGAACUUAUCGUCACGGGGCAGGGGUUGGGGCAGGCAUGACACCGCGAGACCUGGAGGCCUUGGCACCACGAGGACCGUGGCACAACUGUCGGCAGCAGACGACAGGAAAGCUGGAUCUUCGGUUGUUCUCCUGCCGGAAGCCAGACAAUCCGUACUGCCUCGCGAGCUGGAGUUACACGCGUCUGAAGCGCAAGUUGUUGUGCACAACGCUGGGGACGUACUGCUCAGCAGGACCAGAUGCUUACGAGGAACUGCCUCCGGCCCAUGGGUUCCCUGCCUACCCAUCGGCACAGCAGUCACAGUAUUUGGCUGGCAAAGGUGUGGGCAGCGUCCACAACCACAUGUUUGUAGAGCAGCAUGGUGAGUGGCAAGCACCUGUGGCAGGGGCAGGGCCAGGUGGGGACAUGAGGGCAGCCAGUCCUACUCACAACCACAGCCCGGCCCACAGCAACCGCAACAGCGCUGCCAGCAGUGACAGUGGCCGCGGUUUCAGCACAGGCCAUUUGGAACCCAAAGUGGUCACAGUAGUUGGGCAACAUCGGCUGUCCGGACAAAGCUACGAGUCGGGUGUGUCAUCCCGACAGAGCUAUCACAGCACCUCCAGCUCCAGCCUGGGCAGUCUUGACCGGCUGGAGGAAUCUGGUCACUCAUCAACCAUCAAUGUCCAAGAGCUUUUGCAGGCUGGUGUGCCUGACAGAGAACUGCUUCAAGCAUGGCUGCAUGACCUGCGGUUUGAGGAGUACUAUAACAACUUUGUCCAGGCUGGCUACGAUAUGCCAACUAUAUCUCGCAUGACACCAGAGGAUCUCACGGCUAUUGGCAUCACCAAACCAGUUCACAGGAAGCGACUCAAAGCUGUUGCACGUCUCCAUAUAAGUGAUGGAAUCCCUGAUUUCUGUCCACAUGAUUUGAUGGAGUGGCUUCAUCUUCUGGGACUUGGUGCAUACCAUGAAACACUGGCCAAUCAAGGCUACGACAACAUUGAGUAUGUGACAGACAUUACAUGGGAGGACCUGGAAGAGAUUGGCAUCAAGAAGCUUGGACAUCAGAAGAAGAUAAUGCUGGCCAUAGACCGGCUCAAGCGCAUCACAUCAGGUACAAAACGUCUUUCAUCAAUAGAGCCUCGCCAUGCCUCUAUUGAAAUGCUUGAGCCUCCUCCACCUGCUCCUCCCAUUGGACGGUGGUCUGGAGAGAUUUCUGCUCUGCCACCACACAUGUAUGAUGGUGGUCUUGGACUGGGUGCCAAACCAAAGAAGUCACCUUCAGGAGACAGCAUCAGCACCACUGGCAGUGGUGGAAGUGGCAGCAGUCAAGGAAGUGGAGAGAUGCGAGCAGUUCCCCUGCCUCGGGAUGAUGCAGGUAUGGCAGGAGCUAUACCCUAUACCCGUCAAAACUCAAACAACUCGGUGGGGCAUCAGACAGAUGUCAUAGCCAUUCAAGUGAAGCGGCAGGCUCGGUCAAGCACCUCAGAAUGAACAAAAGAUAUUGCUGGGAUACCAAUCACAUAUCACUCUUUUCAGGGACAAAUGGGUAAAGGUGGCCCAGCAGAAUAUGUCCCACCUCCCCAUCAGAUGAGCACUUCUGACCCGGGUGUGUCUACCAUGCCAACUGUUCCCCUCAAAGUUCAUCCUAAACCUAAACUGGUGACCAUGGCAGUGGCCAAGGUGAAGCGCUCUAGUCGGGAGAGCUCACCAGAUACAGAGAUGGAAAAACACGAGUCAGAGUGUAAUUCUGACGGAAACAAAACUCCACCGGUCAUGUCCACAUCUGUCGCAGCGAUAGCUGCAAUGAUGGAGCAAUCAGGUGAGGUGUACACAGGUGGUGCUGUAAAGAAAUCAGGUGUAACAGGAGCUUUGGUGGAUACCAGCAAGCAGCUUCGAGUAGAAACCAAAGAGCACAUCUAUGAUCAGCCUCAAGUUGGUACAGCCAGCCAUUCACCAAAUGCUGCUGCGGCUCCUCACUCACCCAAACCUCAAGUCAUGCCAAAACCUGCAAGUCCUCUCCAUGUGGCCACACACCACGAUCCAUCUACCCCAUCCUCAGGCUCACCCACAGGUCGUAGCAAAAAGGCACCUCCACCUCCUCCUAAACGCACACAUUCGAUCCGCAGUGAUACUGCUCCCAUCACCAAAGUUGACAGUGGACCAGCAUUCUCUGUUACAACAACAGCCUCAGUCACAGCAAGCCAUGGCAACAUAAUUCACGGAGGUAAUGCUAGCACGAGCAGUGGAGGUGCGCCAUUGAGCGUUCCAAAGCCACAAGUUCCAAGCAAUGUGUCCAAGCAGCCAGUUGCUGCAGCCUCAAAACAGCCCGUUCCUGUACCAAACAGUCACAAACAACCACCACCUGUGCUAGAGAAACCUCCUGCUCAAACACAGGCUUUUGCCAGCUGUGUCAAAUCUCUGUCAGAGCGUUUCGGUAAGAAGAGUGAGAUGGAGGGCUCACAGGAGAGCCUGUCAUCUGACAGCGAUGAAUUCCCUCCUCCUCCUCCUCCUAUUGCCAUGGACAUCAUCACACCAAAGAUCCACAACUAUGGCAUCCCCAGCCGAAUGGACACCCAUAUGUCAACCCAUACAAAGGACUAUUUGGUACACAGUCACCAGCCAUCGCAUCCUAAGGAUUAUAGUUUCCAGAACCGCUUGAAGCAGCCCCACCCUCAUGCUCAUCCUGCUGCUGAGAGUCCUGAACCACAUGUUCUACCAGCGUCUGCUUCUUCAUCUAAGCGGACUUCGCCAGCAAGAGAUGUCCAUGCUGGUUCGUUGCCUCCAGAAAGAGCGAAAGCUACAGAACCAAACUUGUACACUUCUAAUCUUGUUGACAAGCGUAGCGAAUCAACCACAAGUUUUGAAUCAACAGCAUCAUCAUCAAGCACAGACUCAAACACUCUACCCUUCGCAAAUGAAAAUGUGGGCACAAUAAAGCAAAGAGCCGCUGUGAAUAAGCCCUCAAUCAUACAAACAUUUGACUCUGUGGAAAAGCCAGCGGUAGUGGGGAAUGUUGGUGUGAGCAGAACUGUUGCUGCGGGCAUUCCACAGGGCAUGGCUUCUGCCAGCAGCAGACAAGGUCCUCCAGCCAGCAUUCCCAAACUUCCACAGGGGAACCAAAGUCUAUCUGAUGGAUCUGUAAGGCCUCCAGUACCAAGUAGAAAGCCAAGUCAGGCACCAGUGCUGCCUUCAGAAGAGCAGCAGCUGCAACGACAGCCUUUGUCCCGGUCACAUUCACAGCAGGAUCACCAGCAACAACAGCAGAGACCACCCUCUCAACAGAUGACAGAAACCCUAGUGACAGACACUGAAUCAAACAUGGUGCCCCCACGUGUUGAAACAGGAAAUGUGCUGAGCGACAUCGAUAACAUGCUUCAGGAUCUCACCGAUGAACUAGAUGCAAUGUUAAAGGAGGAAACAUCUGCAUGAAAAGUUAUGCUGAUUUUUGGCAGAAUUUUUGUUCAAAAUAUGAUACUUGUGUAUCAGAGAGGAGAGGACAUGCUGGACUACAAGAUGGUCAGCACUGCUUCGUUCUUGCAUCAGGGGAUGAGUGUUUCCUUGUGAUCUUGCACUGAGGCUCAUGAUCACAUUAAAAAUGGAAACUAAUAGAUGAAGUGAAAGCAGUAUCAAAGGGUAGCAUUUUGAAGAUGAAAACUUUUGCCAGACAGUAGGCAGAAUUUGUCGGUGUGUGGAGGAGAUGGGAAAAUGAGACAAAUCUUGCUAAGUGUCCCUGUAGCAGCCGACAGGUACAUAUGCAUGGUUUUAGAGGAAUGGUAUAGUAUAUCAUUUGUGACUAGACCAUCAGGCAAGCAUCAUUAACCAUCAUUUAUAAGAUCUCUUAAAAGCUUUGCAUGGCCAGUGUGUUAAUCAGCAUUCAGCAAACAGCCUUGCUUGCAUUUCAUAAUUUGAAACAUGUAAAAAGCACUGAGAUGACCUACACUUAGAUGAAGUAGUUUCAGGCAAGUUUUCUUACUCCUGAAGUGGUUUGAGCUUUUAAUAAAGUUUCACAGUGCACCCAAGGUCUUACAGUGAUGCAGUGGAAAAAGACAAGUUAGCUAUUGGCAGAUCAUCUUGUGUGAUUUCAUGGCUAGAGCCUCAAAAUAUGAUACAACAAUGUGUCUUCACUAAAUACAGACACAGAAGGGUAUUUGCACUGCAGAAGAACUGCAUUUCUUUCCUACUCCUUGAUCCUAAGAAUAAGCUUUAUAUACUUACUUGCUGCAGUAAGCAGAUUCUGAAAAACUAACCCAGUGCUUACAGAUUUAAUGUAGGCACUUGCAUGUCAGAGUUGACUCUACAGAUUAGCAGUUCCGAUUAGCAUCGCCAGAAAUGUGAUAGUCUGGGUCAUCUUACAGAAAAACAAGUGACUAACCCAGAUUUGGUGUGAACCAAAAUGAUGUCUGAGGCAGAUCAAGAUCUGAUCGUCAGCAUCUUUAGUUUUACAUUCAAUCUUUAAAGCAGUGCUAACAUUCUAGUGCUUAGGUGUGUAUCCUGGACAUUUUUGUUGCUGUUAAUGCAAAUGCUGAUUGAUGUGGGUCAUUCAAGGAGUCUCAUGAAUGCGCAGCAUGCAUGAGCACAUCUGACGUAUGCAACAAUCAAUUCACAGCUGGAGGCUUUGAAAUAAUAAUUAUAUGCUUUCGCUGGAUUUAUAGGAGAAAAAUGAGAGCAGUCUACAUCAACCAUUUCUUUCAAGAUUAUUUUGUUGAAUUUGUUAAAGCACAUGAAAGUAUUUCAUGUAUUUUUCUAAUCAUUCAUAAAAUAUGUAUGUGACUGGAAACUAUGCUUGGUCUUGAACUGUUCUUUUCACUAGACUUGAAAGCUUCCAAGGCUCAACUAUUCAAAAUAGCAGAUGAAUGCAUGUUGCUGUUUUGUGCACUCAGAAGUUGUAGUUUUGUAACUUAAUGCACAUAACUUAUGCUGUCACUAGAACUGUGAUGGGGAAAACUAAACAGAAUGGAAGUUUUCAAGCAAACAUCAAAAGAGGAAUAGAUGUUGCAGUCCAUUUUGGUUUCACAUAUUUUUUUGUGCACAAAGAAUCGUAAAUUAUUUACUUACUGUGGUACACAAACUGUGCAUGAAGAAUACAGAGCACACAUGAGUGCAACACACAUGAGCAUGGCACAUUCGUGGGUUGGGGAAAAUGCAAAUUUCAUCCUUCCCAAUGUGGACGAUAAAGUAUUAACCUUUGACUUGUUGACAAAUACUUUGCUUUUUUGUUUAGCUAAAUAAAGCACUAUUUUCCUCAUUUCUUGAGGAAAGGGACAGAAAAUUGAAUUAAAAAAGAUCUGUACCCUUUAUUUUACUGAUGAAUUGUUACACUUUACAUGUAGGCCCCCGAUACAACAGUUGCAGACUUAAUGCAUGCUUAUCUUUGUGCAAAUGUGAUGGACAGUUUGGACUUUUCUUUGUGAAGGUGUUUGUUAUGUCAAACAUAAAAUCUGCAGCUACUCUGCAGAUUUGUUGCUGCUGAAGGUUGCUACUCAUCUUCCAAAUUCCUCCACUGUAUAGCACUCAGGAAACCAAUAUUUCUCAAUUUGAAACACACACACCCUCUAUCUCACACACACGCACUGACACACCAUGAUGUGAAUGUUUCUUUUUCAGGUUUGUCAUUAUACAUUGGUGCUGUGUUAACCCAAGGUUUUUUUUUUUCAUUUCAUAUAGUGCUGAAAUGUUAACACAAAAGACAAAGAUGUUUUGUUAUAUUCAUCAGCCAGUUGUGGUAGACAUCUUGACAAAAUAAGCAUAGCUUUCCCUCCUCAAUUUUCUGAUGAUUAAUUAACUGUGAUCUUUACCUGUUGCUUUUUUUCCUGUCUUUGCAGUAGAGCAUUACUAUUAUUCAGUUGUCUCCCAUUCACAAUUCUGCUCCAGUUAGUAAAUGAAGGAGCCAGGAGAUGCCUGCUCUUUUCUGCGUUCAGUGGCUUUUGUCUUGUCCAUGGUUGACUAAAGUGACAGUUUAAAUUAACCCUGCUACUUAUAAAUACAGCUUAGUUUUCCUAAGUGGUCACAAAGCUAUCCCAAAGUGAAAAUCAAAACAUCUUUUGAUGCUUUGUCAUAACGAUCGUGAUUAGAUUUUACUUGCUGACAUACUAAUGGCAUUUAAAUUAUCCCAAUCAUUGGGUUGGGGAAAGUAGCCCUCGGUAAUGUAGUGAUCAACUCGAUUGUUAUCUCUACAGUGAGAGGCCCAGGCUCAGAUCUCAUCUCAGGACACUGUAUGUGAUACCUAUUCACAUAGCUAGCCGUUGAGUACUCCAGUUUCCUCUCCCCUCAUUGUAAACCAACCAUUCUAGAUGGGAAAUGAUUAUACUGACACACUGAACCUGAAAGGUGACUGUGUAGUACUGACCUGCAUCAGCAGGCUUUGAUCAAAGGUCCAAGACAACUGUAGUCAAGGGCUGAAGACGGAAUGCAAAGGGAUGUUCCAGAUGUUUUUACUCAUGUGCAAGUAGACCUUCCCAGUAAAUAAGAUGAUUAUAAAUCAGCAUAAAUAUAAAAAUAAAUAUUCAGAUACCUCAAUAGCAGAGAUAAGCUUGACAGCAACCAUCAGGUCUCCAUCAUCAUUUCUUUUUUUUCGACCUUUCGAAGAUAGCAGAGAGACCAUGUUAUGCUAGAGGUACCACAAAAUGACAGUUAUGUAAAGAGCUUGGGGUAUGAAUUCCCACUGCUGUGCACAUGCCAGCAAAAAAGUGAAUAUAUGUUUGUCUCUAACAGAAGUUAGAGAUUUGUUGUCUCCCUGCUGAUUCUCUAGCAUUUGCAAUACUACAGUGGCCAGUUCUAACAGUUCUGAAAGACCAAUCUGCACAAAGCAUGCUUUCUGCUGUCAGUGGUUUAGAGAUUCCUAGAUUUUACAUAAUUCCACCAUCUAAUUACCUUAGGAAACUGUUGUAUCAUUAAAAACCACCUUUAUUAAUAAAAACAAUUCACUUUUUUCUUUUUUUGCUACUUCAAAUAGCUCUACGCAGCAUCUAACAAUGGUCAGAUCACAUCACCUCAAUUUUAAGUGUCCUUAUCCCAGUCUUCAUCAAGGGUUGUUAAGUACAAGUGUUGUGGACUUCAGUUAAGGUUGCAGACAAUGUUCAGAUGAAUACGUGCUCCAGGCAAAGUGGCAUCUUGUGUGUACAGUGCUCUUACUAUAGCUGGAAUAUCUCAUCAUCAACGAUGACGAAAGAUGACGAAGAUUCUGGGAGGACUUGUUGCUCUUCUUUUGUUGCAUGCAAAAUACUGCAUUAUACAUUGCGUAUGUAUUUAACAAACCUACAUGUGUGCUGGUAGUCUUGACGUGUAUUGUUCAUGGUCAGACAGUAAACAAUGUGAUCAAGUUAUGUGUAAUGGGUUUUAUGUUGAAUGUUCUUGUGUUAGGACAGCGUCUUUGGUGAAAAUGUCAUUAGUAUGCUAGUCUUUCAACUCAUGGGUACCAUUUUAAGGUGACUGCUUGCUGGUCGCCUGCAACCACCACCAAGCAGCCCAAACUCAAAAAAGCAAACCUUUCCCAUGAGCAGUUUUUUUUUCUCUGACCUCAAAAUUCUUAUUUACAUCAUUCACACCCAUUAAAAACUUGUCAUUCAUGUUUGACCAUAGCUGGCAUGGUUCUACCACAUAUAAUGAUUUAUAUGGUGCCUGUCCAAAGAUUUGUUCAGUGCAUUACAUAAAUCAUACAAAGUCUAAUCAAUAACAAUAAUGCACCCAUAUAUCACAAUCACUUCUACAACUUACACUUAGUAAAUUACUGAUGCGUUUUACACAUUCAGGAUCACAGUGAAGUCCGAGUUUGGAAAAGACGUGUCUUCAGUUUAGACUUGUGGACCUGUCUGCUGUGGUUUGGUCCUGCUUCAUAGGUGCUUUCACUUUUAUCACAAGCAGGACCAAAGCACAGCAGAGGUAACUUUCAGUGGAUUUUAAUGGUCACACACCAUGUAGAAAUGAAUAAACAUUCCUAAUGACGACAAACUUCAGUGUUAGAAAAAGGAAAACACAGAAUUGAAUGCUUUAAAUUUGUGCAUUUGUGUCGAUAUCAAUUUUGAAAAGAUAAACUUGGAAAAAGGUCAAUCUAAAAACAUUCCUGUUCACGUGCAACUUUUAAAAAAUACGAUUUACUUAGCCAAACGACUGGAUUUUGUACUUUUUUGUUUGAAGUUUGCACAGAAAAAAUUAUUAAAUCCAUGAGGGAGGAGUGGGCCGUACAGCAUUAAUAGACGCUGAAGGGACCCAACCAUUUCACCCUUACAGAAUGAUGAGCCACAAUCCUGGCUUUCCCGGGGAAGAACCUAAGAAUUUUCAUUCAAGCCUUCUCCUUUCCAAAAAAAAGAUUUUUGGUCCAUUUACCUGAGACCAGCAAUAAUAAAAACCAUCACCCAUCAGUCUCCAGUUAUUAGCCAGUCUUUGUACAUCUUCAAUGUUAAGAAAGUUACUUUCAUCAUCACAAUUGGACAGAAUUUCAUAUGGUUCUAGAACGACUGAAAUCUAUUCCAAGAAGCUGAUUUGCUGUGCCCACACAAUACAAAAA